Ciona intestinalis (vase tunicate) is the source of this 1137-nucleotide messenger RNA. RefSeq names its product SCAN domain-containing protein 3-like. Lineage: Eukaryota; Metazoa; Chordata; Ascidiacea; Phlebobranchia; Cionidae. The record is from RefSeq and is a predicted model, not a curated record.
AUGAAAAAGAACAAUGGAACGUCAAAGAAAAAUCAUCCAAACUGUGUGAAUAAACCUGUUGAAUUUUUUGAGAGCAAGUUGAAAUCGAUUCAAGGACAAAGAAAUAAUAUGACAGCAUUUACAGCACAAAAUAAAUUAGCUGUUUACUCUUCGUAUGUUGCGUCCUAUCAAAUUGCUAAGCAGAAAAAACCUCACACAAUUGGUGAGGAUUUGUUAAUGCCAGUCAUGAAGGAAGUCGUAAAAAUAAUGAUUGGUAAGAAAGAAAGUGAAAAGUUAAGUGCAAUCUCUUUGUCAAACAACACAGUGAAAAGACGCAUAGUAGACAUGGCUGAUGAUGUUCUCGAGCAGAUUCUUAUCCAAGUGAAAGAGUCUCCCUUUUAUUCCAUUCAAUUGGAUGAAUCCACUGAUAUUGAAGGUUUGCCUCAACUUUCCGUCUUUAUUCGCUUUAUCAACAAUGAGGUUGUAUCAGAAGAUUUGCUGUUUUGCAAACCACUGAAACUACACACCAAGGGUGAAGAUAUUUUUCAAUUGUUGGCUGAUUUCUUUACGAAGUAUUCCAUUCCUUGGGAUACAUGUGCGGGGAUUUGCACCGAUGGUGCAGCUGCUUGUACUGGCAUCAAGCCUGGUGUGGUAAAACGAAUUAAAGACAUAGCCCCAACUGCUGUAUGGACUCAUUGCUUUCUUCACAGAGCGGCCCUUGCUGCAAAAAAGCUGUCUCAAGAGCUGCACGAAGUGUUGAAUGAUGUUGUGAAGUGUGUAAACCUUAUCAAAGCAAGGCCACUCAAUCGGCGUUUGUUUUCGUCUUUGUGCACCGACAUGGGUUCUGAUCAUCAAGCAUUGCUGCUUCACACGGAAGUGCGAUGGUUGUCACGAGGGCGUGUGCUGAAGCGAGUUUGUGAUUUGCAGGAGGAGAUUGCUAUCUUUCUGAGGCAACAUAACUGUGUGGGAUUAGCCGAGAAGUUUUUGCAAGAAGAUUUCAACGCAAAAGUUGCUUACCUUGCCGAUAUAUUUGACUCUCUGAAUUCUCUAAAUUUAUCUAUGCAAGGCAAUGGUUUUACGGUGAUAGAUCACGCCGCCAAAGUGUCUGCUUACCACAAAAAACUCAUACUCUGGAAAAGUUAUGUCACCCAGAGAUGA